AUGCCGUCCCCGACGCCGCGCCCCGCGGCGUCGCCGCUUCCCGGCGUCGUGUGCGUCCUCGGGCAGACCGGCGCGGGGAAGUCGCGCCUCGGCGCGGAGCUCGCGCGCGCCAUCGACGGCGAGGUCGUCAACGCGGACGCGAUGCAACUCCACGACGCGCUCCCGAUCGCGACCGCGCGGACGACGAGCGAGCAGACGCUCGGGGUGCCGCAUCACCUGUUCGGCGUCGUGCCCGUGCCCGUGCCGACGAGAGGAGGAGAGUCUUCUGCGAGCGCGCGCGACGAGCGCGGCGGCGGCGGAUACGGCGUCACCGUGCGAGACUACAGAGCGAUGGCGUUGCCGGUGGUGGAGGGCAUCAUCGCGCGAGGGAAAGUCCCCGUGCUCGUCGGCGGGAGCGACUACUACGCGCGGGCGAUCGUGUCGCGCUCGCUGCUGGACGACCAGCUCGGCGCGGGACGAGAGGGCCCCGGGGCGGAGGCGAGAGGCGAGGACGACGGCGACGCGCGCGACGACGGCGCGUCGGCGUCGGAAGAGGAAGAGGACGGCGACGACGACGACGACGACGACAACGUCGCCGACGCCCCGCCGCCGAGCCGCGUGAAACCGAACGAGAACGACGCGGCCGCCGCGCUCGCGCGCCACGCGCGCCUGCGCGAGGUCGAUCCCGUCUCCGCGGCGAAGCUGCACCCGAACAACGCGCGGAAGGUGCGUCGAUACCUGGAGAUUUACGACGCGUUCGGCGAGCCGGCUUCGGUCGUCUUCGCGCGCGGGAAAGCCGCCGCCGCCGCCGCCGACGACGACGACGACGACGAAUCGCCGUCCGACACGUCAGCACGGUACCGAUCGCUGUGCCUCGUCCUGCGCGCGGACGCGAGCGAGCUCGAGCCCGCGCUCGCGCGCCGCGUGGACGCGAUGGUGGACGCGGGGCUCGUCGCCGAGCUCGAGGCCGCCGCGGCGGCGAACGUCGGCGGCGGCGUCGGCGUCUCGCAGUCGAUCGGGUUUCACGAGUGGGUCGAGUACUUACGCGCGCGCGCGGCGACGCCCCAGCGCGACGUGGACGCCGCGAUCGACACGAUGAAAGCGGACGCGAUCGAGGCGAUGAAGGCGGACACGCGCCGGCUCGCGAGGGCGCAGUUGAGGCGGUGUAAGAGGCUCGAGAGAACGUUCGGGUGGCGACCGACGUAUCUCGACGCGACGGCGACGCACGCGGGCGCGCGGGUCGGGGACGCCGCGCGCGCGGACGCGGCGUGGAGAGAAGACGUGUUCGAGCCCGCGCUCAGGGCGGCGCGGGCGUUCGUCGCCGGCGAGGACGACGGCGGCGGCGGCGGCGGCGGCGGCGUCGCGGAGGAGCCGGCGUGGGAGGAGCGUCGCUGCGACGCGUGCGAACGAACCUUGCGCGGGGACGCGGAGUGGCGCGCGCACGUCUCGGGAAGGCGUCAUCGCAAGCGCGUGGCGUCGUUGCGGAAGAAACGCGAGGGGAAGCACGGAGUGCCACCGCGCGAGAAGGGUUGCUCCGACGCCGGGUAG
Molecule: messenger RNA, 1527 nt
Organism: Micromonas pusilla CCMP1545
Lineage: Eukaryota; Viridiplantae; Chlorophyta; Mamiellophyceae; Mamiellales; Mamiellaceae
Exons: 1
Coding region: 1-1527 (508 amino acids)
Biological process (GO): tRNA modification
Cellular component (GO): mitochondrion
Molecular function (GO): tRNA dimethylallyltransferase activity
Source: RefSeq, a predicted model, not a curated record